Molecule: messenger RNA, 1875 nt
Organism: Notothenia coriiceps (black rockcod)
Lineage: Eukaryota; Metazoa; Chordata; Actinopteri; Perciformes; Nototheniidae
Gene: rbp3
Product: retinol binding protein 3
Exons: 4
Coding region: 10-1875 (621 amino acids)
Biological process (GO): proteolysis
Molecular function (GO): serine-type peptidase activity; retinol binding
Source: RefSeq, a predicted model, not a curated record
CUCACAAAAAUGGCAAAGGCUAUCUUCCUCGUGGCCCCGUUGCUAGUUUUGGGGAAUGUUAUCUUUAUCAAAGCCUCGUUUUCGCCCAGCAUCAUCCUAGAUAUGGCAAAAAUCAUUAUGGACAAUUACUGCUCACCAGAGAAGCUGGUAGGCAUGAAGGAGGCAAUCGCAGCAGCUGGCGGCAACACAGAGGUUCUCAACAUCCCAGACGGUGAGUCUUUGGCUAGAGUCCUCAAUUCUGGAGUCCAGACCACCGUGAGUGACCCACGAUUGGAAGUCUCCUAUGAGCCAAACUACGUCCCUGUGGUUCCCCCGCAGAUGCCUGCCUUACCCCCUGAGCAGCUCGUUGCCGUCCUCCAGACCUCGAUCAAGCUCGACAUCCUGGAGGGAAACAUCGGCUACCUGAGGAUCGAUCACAUCCUUGGAGAGGAGGUUGCUGAGAAGGUUGGACCUCUGCUUCUCGACCUGGUCUGGAAUAAGAUCCUUCCAACCUCAGCUCUCAUCUUUGACUUGCGCUACACCGGCAGCGGGGACAUCACGGGAGUCCCCUACCUUGUGUCUUACUUCACUGAUGCUGAGUCUGUGAUUCACAUCGACAGCGUGUAUGACCGUCUUUCAAACACCACCACGAAACUGAAUUCCCUGCCAACGCUGCUUGGGGCCAGAUAUGAGCUUAGCAAACCCCUCAUUCUCCUCACGAGCAAAAACACCAAGGGGAUCGCCGAGGAUGUUGCCUACUGCCUCCAGAACCUGAAGAGGGCCACCAUUGUGGGCGAGAAGACCGCUGGGGGCUCUGUCAAAGUAGAUAAAUUCAAAGUGGGCGACACUGACUUCUACGUUACAGUUCCUACCGCAAAGUCCAUCAACCCCAUCACCGGCUCAUCAUGGGAGGUUACAGGUGUGACCCCCGAUGUGGAGGUCAACGCAGAGGACGCCCUCGCUACCGCCAUCAAGAUCCUCAACCUCCGUGCCAAAGUUCCAGCCAUUAUCGAGGGAUCAGCGACUCUGGUUGCCGACAACUACGCCUUUGAAGAUAUUGGGGCUCAUGUGGCGGAAAAGCUGAAAGGUCUUCUGGCAAACGGCGAGUACAGCAUGGUUAUCUCCAAGGAAAGUCUGGAGACAAAGCUGUCCGCUGAUCUGAAGACCCUGUCUGGGGACAAGAGCCUGAAGACCACCAGCAACAUCCCAGCCCUGCCACCCAUGAAUUAUUCUCCAGAGAUGUUCAUUGAGCUGAUCAAAGUGUCCUUCCACUAUGAAAUAUUGGAGAACAACAUCGGCUACCUGCGCUUCGACAUGUUCGGAGACUUUGAGGAGGUCAAGGCCAUCGCCCAGAUUAUUGUUGAGCAUGUCUGGAACAAAGUUGUCAACACUGACGCUAUGAUCCUCGACCUCAGGAACAACAUUGGUGGCCCAACGACAGCCAUUGCAGGCUUCUGCUCUUACUUCUUUGACGCUGACCAGCAGGUUGUGCUGGACAAGCUGUACGACAGAACAACCGGGAACACAACAGAGCUCCUGAGCCUGUCUGAACUCACUGGCCCAAGAUACGGCUCUAAGAAGAGUCUGAUCAUCCUCACCAGUGGAACGACUGCUGGCGCUGCAGAGGAGUUCGUUUACAUCAUGAAGAAGCACGGCCGCGCAAUGAUCGUUGGAGAUACCACCGCCGGGGCUUCACACCCACCCAAGACCUUCAGUGUUGGUGAGACCAACAUCUUCCUGAGCAUCCCCACCGUCCACUCUGAUACCUCCAACGGUCCAGCCUGGGAAGGGGCGGGCAUCGCGCCGCACAUACCCGUCCCAGCUGCAGGUGCCCUCGAAGUGGCCAAGGGCAUCUUCAACAAAAACUUCGGACCCCAGAAGUUAACCACAUCCUGA